AUGCCUUCCAAGAGCGUCGAGUGCUCUCUCAACACGACAGAAUGCAUCCUCAAGACAGUAGUCAGCAUCCUCAGCGAGAUUCAAGAUGAGAACAACCAGUACAACUGGGACCCUCUCAGUUUCGCUGCCACGGCCGUCGUUGGCGUGAUUGCUCUCUUCUUUGCAGCAUUGACUAUUGGCCAGAGCUUCUUGGCAGCUGGACCGGGGCGAACCAAGUCCGGUGCCUAUGCCAUCGGCCCAUGGUCACGUCUCAAUGACGGCAAGUUUGACUGGAUUGAGAUGAGAUAUCGAACCGUCUCACGAACUCCGGUACUUCUUGCCAAAGCGAUAUUGGAACCAUCUUGGGAUCAAUUAAAUUCUCUCCGGCAUCAACGCAUUCACCAUGUCCCCCUCCCGAAAGAGCUAGUAGCCCUCGAAGAUCCCAAGUACCUCAAAAAGAGGCAUGACGAUUAUUUCCCAGCGACUUGGCUUGCCCUUCUAACAGCAAUGAAUUUGGACGAAACAAAACUAUGGGGAAGCAAGUCCACAGGAGCUGAUUAUAUACCAUCCGACUUGUCAAUAGUCCCAGCAUACAGUUCCAUACGAUUCAUUGUUACUCUCGCCAUCAUUUUUGCAAGAGGAUAUGCGCGCCUCAUCAUCGAUCCAGAAUCCAAACUUCCACGAGUGCAAGGCACCGGAUUCAACCUCACCUUUCGCCAACACCCGCUCUUGGGUGCCGUGGGUGUCUUUGAGAGAUACGAGGCCGAACUCUCGCCAACUUCUCAGGGCUUGGAUGAGGUGAAAUGGUUGAUAUUAUACGGCAAUGGAUAUAUGGAAGUCCCAAUGUUCGAAACGGAAGAAGCGAUAAAUCAACGAGAGUCGAUCAUGGUGACUUAUGCAAGGGAACUGGACUGGAACUAUGUUCACUUCGAACUGAGCAUGAUGUUUCUCAAGAGAGCUGAAGCAGAAUGUGUUUGCAAUGUCCAGAAAGCACCUCCCAGUCAGCGCUGUUGCGGGUUAUUGCCAUCAUCGUGGCCUUCAUCCUGCGAGCUCCUGCGGCAACUGCUCGAUCAAAACUUGAUUAACUUCAACAUCGCUAGAUGGGGUCCAUUGUAUCCUCUAAUAGCGGAUCGACCGUGUUUUCUACCGCUCUUAUUCCCCCGCACAAAGGCUCGGUUCCGCGACAAGCUAGAUACUCUGUUCCUACAUAGCCGAUUUUGGGCCAUGAAGACUUCAGCCUACCUGGAACUCUCUCCUGACCAACCUGGAGACUUUUCCAGAGAUCAGAGGUAUUUAUUGGCACAGGCAACUUCUUGGGCGACGACAGUAACCAAUGACCCGGUGACGGAGCUCGAGUUAAGCCCAACGGCUUGGGCACUGACGUCUGACUACCUUGCAAGACCAUUAUCCGCGGUCGAUGGUGAUCGUUUGGAGGAGGUGGCAGCAAAGACCGCACUCGAGUUUGAAAUUGUUGCGAUCGACGCUUGGCUCAAACAGGCAGGGCCCCUUGUUCUCUGCCGGCAGAUGACUCUAGGUAUCCUGGGUCACGCCAUACAAGAAGUCAUGCUCAACGCCAACCCGGGCACUGCAGAAAGCACUAUAGGCAGGGACCAAUUCAUGUUUCUUGAAUUACACGAGAAACUAGAACGGUUCCUCCACGCCGUUAGGGACCCAGACCUGAAAGCAUGCCUCUUCCAUGGGGUGUUUCCAGGGGAUACAGCGGGGUUUGAUCGUGCUAAGGAAGGAGUUUGCAAGCUUCUUGACAAGAUAAGGGAUCUCUGGGAAACUGAAGAAGUGCAAGAGAAUGUAGAUGAUGAUGAAGAAGAGGACGAACCACGACUGCGCCCGGUUUGGAAACUGCCCAACACAAGCCAACACCCGCUUGAUGACUUGCUCAUAUACCGAGCAGUCCUUGUUUCCUUACUGUACUCGUUAUCCAUUGACAGUAGCAACUUGCUUGAGGAGGAGUCGUAUGGACUGGUUGUUCCGAUCAUGUAA
This is a messenger RNA of Fusarium vanettenii 77-13-4, 1977 nucleotides long. RefSeq lists its product as uncharacterized. Bases 1 to 1977 code for a protein of 658 amino acids. The transcript has a single exon. The record is from RefSeq and is a predicted model, not a curated record. NCBI's taxonomy places the organism in Eukaryota, Fungi, Ascomycota, Sordariomycetes, Hypocreales, Nectriaceae.